GAUAUAUACAGAUAUAUGACUGUGUAUCAAUGUCAUGAACCGGGCCGCCGGGGGAACAAGGAAUUGAUAAGAAAUUGUUCGCCAGUACCCAUUUUAUCUGCCAAAGUUAAAUAUAGUUGAUAGGAUGUCAUCAAAUGUGAAACAUAUUAUUUUAGUAAUGUCUGGAAAAGGAGGAGUUGGUAAAUCAACUGUGAGCACCCAGUUAGCACUUGGAUUAGUAACUAAAGGAUUUCGAGUUGGCAUAUUGGAUGUAGAUUUGUGUGGUCCAUCAAUACCAUAUUUAUUAAAACUAGAAAACCAAGAGGUUCAUCAAUGUGAAGCUGGUUGGGUUCCAGUUUAUACAGACGAGUCAAAAUCUUUAGGCGUUCUUUCAAUUGGAUUCUUGACCAAAUCCAGAAAUGAUAGUGUAGUGUGGAGAGGACCAAAAAAGACUGCAUUCAUAAAACAAUUACUUUCUGAUGUUUUCUGGGAAGACGUUGAUUAUUUAAUUAUUGAUACACCACCAGGCACAUCUGACGAACAUAUAACAGUUAUGGAGAAUAUUAAAGAAGCUCCUUGUGAUGGAGCAAUACUCGUGACAACUCCACAGCAAAUUGCUUUGGAUGAUGUUAGAAAAGAGUUGUCAUUUUGUCGCAAAACUUGUAUUCCAAUAUUAGGAAUAGUUGAGAACAUGAGUGGUUACGUUUGUCCUAAUUGUGCUGAGUGUACAAAUUUAUUUUCAUCCAAUGGAGGAAAAUCUUUAGCAGAACAUUUCCAAGUUCCUUUUUUAGGAACUGUACCAAUAGAUCCAAGAGUAUCUUCCGAAACAUCAAAAUAUGUCGGUUUAACUCAUCCUGAAUCACAAAUGGCAAUAUCUUAUAACUCAAUUGUUGACCGUGUAAUUAAUCCAAACUGAUCAUCCUGAAGAAUUUUUAUACUAAAAUACAAAUUUAGUUUCAAUGUUUAUUGUAUUAAUAUAAUAUAUUAAUUGCUGUUACUAAAG
Molecule: messenger RNA, 982 nt
Organism: Melanaphis sacchari
Lineage: Eukaryota; Metazoa; Arthropoda; Insecta; Hemiptera; Aphididae
Gene: Nubp2
Product: cytosolic Fe-S cluster assembly factor NUBP2 homolog
Exons: 6
Coding region: 125-895 (256 amino acids)
Biological process (GO): iron-sulfur cluster assembly
Cellular component (GO): cytosol
Molecular function (GO): 4 iron, 4 sulfur cluster binding; ATP binding; ATP-dependent FeS chaperone activity
Source: RefSeq, a predicted model, not a curated record